Procambarus clarkii (red swamp crayfish) is the source of this 4086-nucleotide messenger RNA. The record is from RefSeq and is a predicted model, not a curated record. NCBI's taxonomy places the organism in Eukaryota, Metazoa, Arthropoda, Malacostraca, Decapoda, Cambaridae.
GACAACGUUGGCCGCCCACACCCCGCUCUGCGCCAACACGCCCGUCCUGCCCUCACACCCAUUGCGCGCCCACAGCCCACAGUGCGCGCCCACACCCACCCUGUGUGUCAACACCCACACUGAGUGCCCACAUCCACCCUGGGCGCCCACACCCACCCUGCGCGCCCUCACCCACCCAGUGCCUCCACACUCGAGCUGCGCGCCGCACUCAUUGCCGUCCCGCAACCAGUCACUACGCCCACACCCGCCCUGCGCCACCCGCUCUGCGCCGCCCUCUGACGUCACCACCAGCCACGGCUUGACCUGCCAGGUUGUUGUCCCUGUCCUCGGGUCAUGCUGGCGGGUGUGCUUCAGGCUUCGUGGCAACGCUCAUUCCUCAAGCACCUGCACCUGGCUACGCUGUCAGUGAAGCACCACCACUGAAGCACCACCAGAGCAGCACCUCCAGUGAAGCACCACCAGUGAAGCACCACCAGUGCAGCACCAACAGUGAAGCACCACCAGUGCAACACCUCUAGUGAAGCACCACCAGUGAUGCACCUCUAGUGAAGCACCACCAGUGAAGCACCUCUAGGGAAGCACCACCAGUACAGCACCUCCAGUGCAACACCUCUAGUGAAGCACCUCCAGUGCAACACCUCUAGUGAAGCACCACCAGUGAAGCACCUCUAGGGAAGCACCACCAGUGAAGCACCUCUAGGGAAGCACCACCAGUGAAGCACCUCUAGUGAAGCACCUCUUGUGAAGCACCAUCAGUGAAGCACCUCUAGUGAAGCACCACCAGUGAAGCACCUCUAGUGAAGCACCACCAGUGAAGCACCACCAGUGAAGCACCACCAGUACAGCACCUCCAGUGCAACACCUCUAGUGAAGCACCACCAGUGAAACACCUCUAGUGAAGCACCGCCAGUGAAGCACCUCUAGUGAAGCACCACCAGUGAAGCACCUCUUGUGAAGCACCACCAGUGAAGCAACACCAGUGCAGCACCACCAAUGAAGCACCACAAGUGAAGUACCACCAGUGCACAAGAGUGCAGCACCACAAGUGAAGUACCACCAGUGCAGCACAAGAGUGAAGCACCACCAGUGAAGCACCUCUAGUAAAGCACCACCAGUGAAGCACCUCUAGUGAAGCACCACCAGUGAAGCACCUCUAGUGAAGUACCACCAGUGAAGCACCACCAGUGCAGCAGCAUCAGUGAAGCACCGCUAGUGCAGCAGCAUCAGUGCAGCACCACCAGUGAAGCACCACCAGCGCAUCAUCACCAGUGAAGCACCAUCAGUGAAGCACCCCAGUGCAGCACCACCAGUGAAGCACCACCAGCGCAUCAUCACCAGUGAAGCACCAUCAGUGAAGCACCCCAGUGCAGCACCACCAGUGAAGCACCCCAGUGGAGCACCGCCUGUGAAGCACCCCAGUGCAGCACCACCAGUGAAGCACCAUCAGUGAAGCACCCCAGUGCAGCAAUAUCAGUGAAGCACCCCAGUGCAGCAUAACCAGUGAAGCACCUCCAGUGAACCCCAACACUGAAGCACCACCACUGAAGUACCACCAGUGAACCACCACAAGUGAAGCACCUCCAGUGAAGCACUGUCAGUGAACUAUCACCAGUGAAGCACCUCAAGUGAAACACCACCUGUGAAGCACCACCAGCGCAGCAUCAGUGAAGCACCACCAGUGCAGCACCACCACUGCAGCACCAUCAGUGAAGCACCACCACUGCAGCACCACCAGUGCAGCACCAUCAGUAAAGCACCACCACUGCAGCACUACCAGUGAAACACCACCACUGCAGCACCACCAGUGCAGCACCAUCAGUAAAGCACCACCACUGCAGCACCACCAGUGAAACACCACCACUGCAGCACCACCAGUGCAGCACCAUCAGUGAAGCAUCACCACUGCAGCACCUACUAUUCAAGCACGAAGAGUUCCAGGGUGCGAGAUGUUGAGUGGUGCAGCGAUCACAGCGCUGCUCGUGGCUGGGUGCUGGGUGCCAGGGACGGCCCUGCCCUACCCGCGGGAGUCCCGACUGCUCUACACGGAGACCAUCGUCACCUCCGUCAUCAGCGGCGCCCCUCCGGGAGCUCGACUCAUCAGGGCCAAGGGCGACCUUCCUCCUCUCAUCGACAGACUGGUACAUAAUGCCACCAACAUCAGGAGGAAUAUUGUCGACACCUUCCGUUGUGAUGGUAGGGUGUAUGGCUAUUAUGCUGACCAGGAUAAUGACUGCCAGAUCUUCCACAUAUGUGUACCCAUGGAGCAGCUCUUCCCUGACCUGUAUGAUGCACAAGACAUCUACCAGUUCUCCUUCAUCUGUCCAGCCUACACUAUCUUUACCCAGGAUGCCAUGGUAUGUGCCUGGGUAGACAUGGCCUUUCCCUGCUCUGAAGCUCACCUCUUGUACGACCGCAACAAUCACUUCUUCGUGGUGCCUGCAGAGGAGGUCUACCGGGAGACUGUUACACCUACUUCGGAGUCUGUGUCUUCACCUCUGACUGUAGCAUCAGCACGCUCAGAGACAGUGACAACAUUACCUCUGUCUACAGCACAGUUACCCCCGCUACUGCCUAAAACAGUACAGCCUGAAGAACUACCGCCUGAAAUACUACUGUUUGAAACACUGCCUGUUACACAGCUACCAUAAUCAUGAAAUUGUGCUUCCUCUUUACCUCGUCUUCGUUCUUUCCUUUGAUCUCGUUCUUCCUUAUGCAUUGAAGAUGCAUUUUUUUCACCAUAUAAUUUAUCUAACCGGAAUGAUUAAGGACACAAUUCUAUGAAUGACUACAUGAAGCAUGAAGUAGACACCUUUAGGAUUAUAAGAACUAUGGGCAUUAUAAUUAUAUAAAUCUCACUAUUACACACUCAGGGCAUUAAUCGGCUUAUAUGUGCUGAGGAGUUUAGAGAGAAUUAUUGGCAUUUAGUAUUCUAGCAUUAUGAGUGUGUGUGAAUAGUGUAUAGUUUUAAGUUUGUACCUGAUUACACUUGAGCUUGUAAAGGCAGCGCUUGAGUCUUUAUAUAUACCAUAACACACUUCUGCUCUUACUAAUUUGUGCCAAAAAAUACACUCUAAGGUUACUGCAUAUUAACAAACAGCUAAUGAAGACCAUAUAGCUUAAAUAACAUUAGUAAAUAAUCAAAACAAUAGCUAUAUGUGAAUGUAAUAUUAGAUGUGUGUAACUAGUUUAUUAGGUAAAGUGUACCCCUCAUUAGUGCACAUCUACACUCAUGUCAAUUAAUAAUAAUGUUUUAUUAAUAUGAGUUAAUUCUGGACAUUGUAUUUAGUAGUGAUAUAUUAGUGUAAUUAGUAAGAGCAUGUAAUCUUUACUGUAUAAUUACUUAAAGCUAAGCAAUAAUAAAAUUAAGGUGUACAAGUGCUUGAUACACUCCACAUGCAUGUGGGGGUGAAGUUUAGUGUGUUGUUGAUAGUCAUCAUGAGAGACAAGUAGCAGUAAAUACGGAUAAGAAAAGACAGGAAGCAUGAUAAUCUACAACUGACAGCAAACAGGACCCUCUGUUUACACAUGACACAUUAACAAACAUAUUUAUGAGUCAGUCUAGUAACACCCACUAUUCAAGCAAUGCAGGUAGCAUUGUUAAAUGUUGAGGAAUGAGAAACACAAAAUUAUACAGUAAAAUACCAGGAAAGGCAGCUAUGAGGUAGAGGGUUAGAGCUAGUUAGUAGUAGUACUGUACUGUAUAAUAGUGUGAACACAGAGAGAGGACAGUGUGGAACAGGUUUGUAAGGAAAAUUUAUUGGUUAAUGUGAUGGGUAACCCAGCAAGAUGGGAGGACAAGUAGAGGACUUGAUGAUUGUGAGAAUCCUUCUAAAGCCACAGGAGAAUGGAAAGAUGGGUAUGGUGAGAUAUGACUGGCAAGAGGCCAUGGUGGCAGUAAUGAAAGUCUGGUAUGUAAGGUAAUAAAGAUAAUAAAGAAUGUCUGGCGAGUAUGACAACAGUGACGACAGGGUCUGGAGAAUACUGCACAAGUCUCUGUCCUGCACACUGAGACCAGCUAAACCAUGCAUAAAUAUACAUAUAUAAUCAGCUGUGUGUUUCAACUUAUCAAUAUAGCUUUAAAAGAUG